CACUCCUCCCUUUCCUUAGCUCUUCCACCCUCCAAAUGUACACCCUAACCCCCUACUCGCGCCUCUCCAGGGUCCCCCGCCACCACCACCGCCCAUGUCGCGCCACCAUCUCCACACACCCCUCCGCCGUCGCCGCCCCGCCCCGCCUUGACGACGUUACCCGCAUGAGUCCGACCAAUGUUGCAAUCCACGACCCCUCUUCCCUCCGCUCCACGUGGUCGCACCGCGCGUGGGUCGCCACCGGCUUUGCCUCCGUGCUCAGCUCCUUGGCCAAGUCUGUCGCCGCCGCAGCCGACUCCGGCUCCGUCGUGGAACCUCUCCUCGCCGCGUACGUCGGUUACAUCCUCGCCGACCUCGGCACCGGCAUCUACCACUGGGCCAUCGACAACUACGGCGGUCCGUCGACGCCGGUGUUUGGCUCCCAGAUCGAGGCCUUCCAGGGGCACCACCGCUGGCCGUGGACCAUAACCCGUCGGCAGUUCGCGAACAACCUGCACGCCCUCGCCCGAUCCGUGGCCCUCGCCGUGCUGCCCAUCGAGGCCCUCCUCUACGCCGGCGGCGGCGACGCGGCGUCGCACGCGUUCGUGGGGACGUGCGCCGGCUGCGUAAUGCUGAGCCAGCAGUUCCACGCGUGGGCGCACGAGAAGAGGAGCCGGCUGCCGGCGGCGGUGGCGGCCCUGCAGGAGGCCGGGGUGCUGGUGUCGCGGCCCUCGCAUGCGGCGCACCACCGGGAGCCGUACAACACCAACUACUGCAUCGUGAGCGGGGUGUGGAACGCGGCGCUGGACCGGUGGAAGGUGUUCGAGGCGGCGGAGAUGUUCAUAUUCUUUAGGUUCGGGGUGCGGCCGCGCUCGUGGAGCGAGACGCAGCCGGAGUGGCGAGAGGAGACCGAGGCGGCCACCAAGCCAUGAUCGACUCGGUGGAGCUCCGUAAAGCUUAUUCUUUUAAGGCCACAUAUAUUUGCAGACUAUCACUAAAGUUUGCAUGCAGCGUAGGCUAAAAAAGAAAACAAGAGAACUUUUCUUCUGUGGGCCCAUGAUUGGGAUUUGGGUUGGAUUUGAUUCGCUUGUUGGCAUAAUUUAUGAGGACAAUAUUUCAAGGUGAA
Molecule: messenger RNA, 1105 nt
Organism: Musa acuminata AAA Group (dessert banana)
Lineage: Eukaryota; Viridiplantae; Streptophyta; Magnoliopsida; Zingiberales; Musaceae
Product: fatty acid desaturase 4, chloroplastic-like
Exons: 1
Coding region: 36-911 (291 amino acids)
Source: RefSeq, a predicted model, not a curated record